UGAUAUCAUUUAGUUUCGCCCGGGUUCUAAACGGAAGAGGAACUUUCCUGGAAAGUCUUUAGUUUUUGUUAAGUUUUCUCGAGGAAGACAUCGCUACUUGAACGAUGAGAGCAGCUGUUUUAAUUGGAUUUGUGUUAUCAACACUUAUGGUUAUUGGUGUACUCUCGAAUGAUAAGAAAUUUGUUUGCUACUACGGCUCGUGGGCAGUUUACAGAAAUGGAAAGGGAGCAUUUUCGGUGGACAAUAUCGAUCCAUUCCUGUGUACUCACCUGAUUUACUCAUUUGUCGGACUCAAUGUCAAUGGAACGAUACGCGUUCUAGAUCCCUGGAAUGAUCUGGAGGAGAACUGGGGACGAGGAGCUAUGAAACAAUUCAAUAAUUUGAAAAGAUACAACCCGAAGCUGAGGACAUUGGUUGCCAUUGGAGGUUGGAAUGAAGGUUCGAUGGUGUAUUCAGGGGUCGCCAAAAAUUCGGCUCUGCGUUCAAGACUAGCUAGGGACGCUGCCGAUUUCUGCCUGACACAUGGUUUCGAUGGUUUUGAUUUGGAUUGGGAAUAUCCGGGACAACGAGAUGGUGACCCUUCAGUUGAUCGGGAGAAUUUCAGUCUACUUUUGGCCGAAAUGAGGGAAGAGUUCGAUAAAAAAGGGCUGCUCCUAACUGCGGCCGUUGCUUCGACACAAACGUCCGCAUCCAUAUCGUACAACAUCCCGGAGGUUGCGAAGUUUGUGGACUUUAUCAAUGUGAUGGCAUACGAUCUGCAUGGUCCCUGGGAGCCAUUAACCGGUCAUAAUGCCCCUCUGCUACCGGGACCACACGAUAUAUCACCGCUACAGUACGAGCUUAACGUUGAAGCAGUUGUCCGCUUUUGGCUACAAAGUGGAGCUCCUGCGGAGAAGCUGGUUUUAGGACUGCCACUUUAUGGUAGAUCGUUUACACUGCGAUUUGACAACAACCACACCAUAGGUGCAGCCACCAGCGGCCCUGGGCAGGGUGGACAGUAUUCUUACGAGGCCGGAUUUUUGGGAUACAAUGAGGUUUGCGAGAAGCUUAUGUUUUCUAAAUGGAAUCGCUGUUGGGAUGACGAUCAGAAAGUUCCGUACGCGUACAGUGGUAAUCAGUGGGUUGGGUACGAUGAUGAGGAAAGUUUAACUUUGAAGGUCGACCUCAUCAAACAGUACGGACUAGCAGGAGCUAUGGUAUGGUCCAUCGAAACUGACGAUUUUCAUGGUUCAUGUGGUGAGAAAAAUGUUCUAUUGAAUACUAUUGCAAGAGAGUUGGAGUUAGUGCCGCCGCCUCCAACUCCGAGUACGACAACUGAAGGCUCAACACAAACGACCACAACUACUCCCGAUUCAACGACGACAACAUCAUCUACCGCAACGCCAACAACUACGGUGGAGUCUACUCAAACUGCUACUACCACCACUCCUGGGAGCACCUCUUCGACGACAAUUGAUCCGCAGCAAUGCCCCGGAAUCGGUUACUUCCGGGAUGCGCACGAUUGUUCCAAAUUCUACUACUGCGACGGAACGACGCGGUUCGAGUUCCGGUGUGCCAUCGGUUUGUACUUCGAUGAAACUAUCUUGGCGUGCAAUUGGGCGCACCUUGUGGACUGUAAGCCGUUGACUGAUUGAAUGAAUACAUAAUUUAGGUCUUAAUGAA
Messenger RNA from Uranotaenia lowii, 1662 nucleotides. RefSeq names its product chitinase-3-like protein 1. The coding region runs from base 105 to 1634 and encodes 509 amino acids. The record is from RefSeq and is a predicted model, not a curated record. The transcript is spliced from 3 exons. Gene Ontology annotation, cellular component: extracellular region. Gene Ontology annotation, molecular function: chitinase activity; chitin binding. Gene Ontology annotation, biological process: carbohydrate metabolic process; chitin catabolic process. NCBI's taxonomy places the organism in Eukaryota, Metazoa, Arthropoda, Insecta, Diptera, Culicidae.